AUGGUACUGGUGGAGUCUACAGGGGAGCGCAAUGCCCUGGCCUUGCUCCAGGAUGACGAGAGUGGCUGCGGCGCGCCGGCCGGCAACUCAUCUCCCACGUCUCUUCAGUCUCGCUUCCAACGUGAAGCGACCCCGCAGGCACCGAUGGGCACGGCGGGCAAGGCCGGCCGCCGCCCAGCCCGCGGGCGCCACGUUCCAGCGAACCGCCGAGCCUCCGCUCCCGCAGCCGCGCACACGGAGCGUGCAGGACGUGCUGGGCGCUGCGGCGGCCCCGCGCGCAGGCCACACACCGCGGCACGCUGCGCGGUGCACCGUUCGCCAGCAACGCGUCACCCGGACCCCAGCGCUAGGGGCCGGAACCCGAAGCCGCGCGGCUCGCGUUUCCGGGGGCGGCGACUUCCCGGAGCGACCGGCGCGUCGUCCCACGUGACGUGCGAGCGCGGGCGGGGCGGGGCGGGGCGGCAGCGCGCCUGCGCGGCCCGCGCCGGGAGUUUGCGGCUGGGCUGCGGGCGGGAGCUGAGGGCUGUAAACUCACGGUGCCUGCCAGGCCCUCAGCCCGCGCCGCGCUGUCCUCUUUUGGGCGAGCGGCCGCCCUGCUUCUGUCGCUGCCCGUCUGGCUGCAGAGCCUCCUGGGGAGGGGGGCGUGAGAAGCUGUUUCCUGUCAGCCUCCGCGGGCGGCACAGGAGGACGGUCAGGGCAUUGGGAACAGAGGCCCGGACCCGGGCCUAG
Rangifer tarandus platyrhynchus (Svalbard reindeer) is the source of this 729-nucleotide messenger RNA. The record is from the annotation of a GenBank genome assembly. Lineage: Eukaryota; Metazoa; Chordata; Mammalia; Artiodactyla; Cervidae.